Lolium perenne is the source of this 1081-nucleotide messenger RNA. The record is from RefSeq and is a predicted model, not a curated record. Lineage: Eukaryota; Viridiplantae; Streptophyta; Magnoliopsida; Poales; Poaceae.
AUGUUUUCCGGCUAUUGUGCCGACGAUAAAUGGAAGAAAACCCAAAAAUCUUCUUUCCGUAAACCUGUCCUUUCCCCUCCGCUGUUUCCUGGUGUCUGGGUGUUCAACAAUGGCCGCCUCUUCGGCUCUCAGACUGAUCCUCGGCUCCUCGUCGGCUUCGCGUCGUCUGAUUCUUUCCGAGAUGGGAUACCAGUUCACACUACUUAGCGCGGACAUUGACGAGAAGGAGAUCAGAAUGGAGAAGCCAGAGGAACUGGUGGUCGCCUUGGCUCACGCGAAAGCAGAUGCAAUAUUGGAGAAGAUGGCAAAGAAUGGGAUGAUGCAAGAGAUUGCUGACUCUCAAGAGACUACCUUGCUGAUCACUGCUGAUCAAGUUGUGGUCCAUGAUGGAGUUAUCCGUGAAAAACCAACCACUCCAGAAGAGGCACGUAAAUUCAUCCAAGGAUACUCCCAAAGCCAUGCUGCAACAAUUGGAUCUGUGCUUGUUACAGAUGUGAAGAAUGGUAGUAGAAGGGGAGGAUGGGAUAAAUCUGAAGUUUAUUUCCACAAGAUACCUGACGAAGUUAUUGAUAGCCUGAUUGAAGAGGGCAGUGUCUUCUACGUAGCUGGUGGCCUUCUAGUGGAGCAUCCGCUGACUUCGCCCCUCGUGGAAUCCAUUGUCGGUACAAUGGAUAGUGUAAUGGGGCUUCCUAAAGAACUCACGGAGAAGCUCAUCAAGGCUUCACUUCAGGAGUCCUAGCUGCAAAUUUCCGGACUAAGCUGGAUGGUGCCUGGUGACCCGAAAAAAAAUCUCAUAUCAGGACGGAGGGGGUGUAGCUAGCAGCAUCUUUGGAGUCUUGUUCUGCUACCAAACUCCCAGUUAGUGCUUGUUCAGUUAAUCACCACAUCAAGUGGUUUGGAGAUUAUUGGAGUGUGUUGAGGGAACUUUUGACUUACAAGGAAUUUAUGGUGUUCACCAUUCUGUUCUGUGACCAUGGUCUGUCAUGCAUAAUGUGACUCACCAUUCUGUUGUUUUGAACUGCCACCCCAUCAUACUGUUCAUAUUGAAAUUUCUCAAUGAACAAAUGGUAGCAUGAUGUUA